ACACCGACGUCAGGCCGAGGCCGCCGCCGCGGGGCCUGGUUAUCGCCGGUUCAGCGCAGCCCGGAGUCGCCCAGGCCUGAACUCCUACCCAGGUUCCCGGCCCCGGCCCCGGGCCCGCGAGGACACCGGAGGCCGCCCCCAGGGGGUGGGGAGCGGAGCCGCGGGUCAGCUCUGCGAGCGCCCCGCGCUGGCCUGUCCGGCCCCGCCCCCGCCCCGGGCCAUGGCCCAGCCCUUGUCUCGGCCCCUCGUCCUAUCCCGAUCCCGGCCUUGGCCCCCGGCCCCGCCCUCGCCCCGCUCCCCCGAUCGGCCCCGGCCCAGGCCUGGGUCCCAAUCCAAGCUCCCCUUCCAGUUCCUGCCCCUGACCUGGCCCCCCUCCCCGACUCGGCCCCUGUUCCACUCCCUGUCACAAAUCCCAGCCCAGUCCCUGUCCCAAGCCGACUCCCAGUGUUUACUUAAGGCCCUGGCUCAACCCCGGCCCUUGCUCCAGUCCCCAUCACAGCCCCUGCUUCCAUCCCACCCCCUGCCCUUGUUCAAGCCCCCGUACCCAGCCCAGCCCAACCCAUUAUCGCAGCCUUUGCCCUCAUCUCUGUGUUUACCCAAGUCUCUCCCACUAGCACCCCCCGUCUCUCAUACUCUGCCCCUCUCCCAGCCUAGACUCAGGUCUGGGCUCCAGCUGCCGCCAGCCCUAUUGCUGCUGUUGCUGUUCUCUGUCCUUGGCCCAGGGGCUGGAGGCCUUUUCCUGACUGAUUACUCCACCUGCUCACCCCGCAAGCUGAGUCCUUUCCGCUCCUUUGCCAGCACCGAGCUCUUCCACUUCCAUGUUCCUGAAGACACGUUCCUGGCUGUUUGGAAUCUCAUCAUCUUCAAGGAGCAGGGGGGAACCUUUGGGGACCACUGCCCAGAUCAAAGUGUGACUGUGUAUUUCCGGUCCGGGGCACCCCCUGUCAUCAAUCCCCUGCACACACAUUUCCCAGGGGACACAGCUGUGCCUGGGGUUUUCUCACUGACUCUCAGCUGGACACUGCCCAACCGCACCUCAGGCAUCUUUAACGUCAGCAGCCCCUUACCUGGGGACUGGUUCUUGGCUGCCCACCUUCCCCAGGCCCACGGCCACAUCUCUGUCAAGGGUCUCCAGGAUGAGUGUCAGUACCUGCUUCAGCCUCAGCUGAUUGUCCGGCGCUUGCUGGACGUGGCUGUGCUGGUUCCUGGCCGUCCCUCAGAGCAAACCCUCUCCCCCCACAAUCGCUCAGCUCUGUACAAGGUCUUUGUGCCCAGCUUCACAUACAGGGUUUCGGCGCAGCUGGUGUGUGUGGGGGGCCAUGGGGUGUCUGCCUGUCCCCUGAUACUGCGCCUACGUCCCAAGGCCCCACCCCUGCACAACUCAAGCUCUGUGGCCUGUGGAAGUGCCUCGGUAUGCCAGCUGGAGCUGGCACUGCCCCCCUGGGGACACUGGGUCUACGUGCGUGUGGAAGCACCAUCCCGGGGCUCUGGCAGGACCAUCCGCUUCCAACUGUGUGUGCGGUUGCAAGAAUGCCCGCAGCCCAGCCUGUCCCGUGCCCUAGUCCCUGGAGCUGCCAUGAACAUGCCCCAGUCACUGGGCAACCAGCCACUGCCCCCAGAGCCGCCAUCCCUCGGAACUCCUGUGGAAGGGCCUGGGGCCACAUCCCCACCUGAGCACUGCUGGCCAGUGCGCCCGACUCUGCGCAACGAGCUGGACACCUUCUCCGUCCACUUCUACAUCUUCUUUGGCCCCAGCGUGGCCCUUCCCCCGGAGCGCCCGGCUGUGUUCGCCCUGAGGCUGUUGCCAGUGCUGGACAGCGGAGGCGUCCUCAGCCUGGAGCUCCAGCUCAACGCGAGCUCCGUGCACCAGGAAAAUGUGACAGUGUUCGGAUGCUUGACUCACGAGGUGCCCUUGAGCCUGGGGGAUGCAGCAGUGACCUGUUCCAAAGAGUCCCUAGCCGGCUUCCUCCUCUCCGUCAGUGCCACCUCCAGAGUGGCCAGGCUGCGAAUCCCGUUCCCACAAACGGGGACCUGGUUCCUAGCCCUCCGCUCCCUAUGCGGGACGGGGUCUCGGUUCGUGCGGUGCCGCAACGCUACAGCCGAGGUGCGGCUGCGCACCUUCCUCUCCCCGUGCGUGGACGACUGCGGGCCCUACGGCCAGUGCAAGCUGCUGCGCACGCACAACUACCUGUACGCGGCCUGCGAGUGCAAGGCUGGGUGGCGGGGCUGGGGCUGUACCGACAGUGCGGACGCGCUCUCCUAUGGAUUCCAGCUGCUGUCCACACUCCUGCUCUGCCUGAGCAACCUCAUGUUUUUGCCACCCGUGGUCCUGGCCAUUCGGAGCCGAUAUGUGCUCGAAGCUGCUGUCUACACCUUCACCAUGUUCUUCUCCACGUUCUAUCAUGCCUGUGACCAGCCAGGCAUUGUGGUUUUCUGCAUCAUGGACUACGAUGUGCUGCAGUUCUGUGAUUUCCUGGGCUCCUUAAUGUCCGUGUGGGUUACUGUCAUUGCCAUGGCUCGUUUACAGCCCGUGGUCAAGCAGGUGCUGUAUUUGCUGGGGGCUAUGCUGCUGUCCAUGGCGCUGCAGCUUGACCGGCAUGGACUCUGGAACCUGCUUGGACCCAGUCUCUUCGCCCUGGGGAUCUUGGCCACAGCCUGGUACGCAGCGUCCGCCGCCGGCACUGCUACCCACCCACGUGGCGCCGCUGGCUUUUCUACCUAUGCCCGGGCAGCCUUAUUGCAGGCAGUGCCGUCCUACUCUAUGCUUUUGUGGAGACCCAGGACAACUACUUCUACAUUCACAGCAUUUGGCAUAUGCUCAUCGCUGGCAGCGUGGGCUUCUUGCUGCCUCCUCGUGCCAAGACUGACCACCGGGUCCCAUCUGGAGCCCGGGCCCGGGGCUGUGGUUACCAGCUAUGCAUCAAUGAGCAGGAGGAGCUGGGCCUUGUGGGCCCAGGAGGGGCCACUGUCAGCAGCAUCUGUGCCAGCUGAGAGGAGCUUUGGGCCUGGCCCUGGGGGGAUAUGAACCCUUGCUAGGGUUCUUCCUGGGGACAUGGAGCCCUUCCAGGAACUGGAGACAAGCUGUAUUUCUUGAGGACAUGGAGUCUUUUUCAAGAACAUAGAACUCUUUCAGGGACCCGGAGCCCUUCCCAGUACAUGGAGAACUUCCUGAGGGCUUGGAUUCCUCCUGCAUCCAUAAAGUCCUUCCUAAGGACUGGAACCUAUGCAGGGCACAGAGCCCCCUCAGGACCAAGUUGUCCCUCCCAGGGAUAUGGAACGCUCCUAACGACGUGGAUUCCUUCUCAGGGAGACAAAGCCCCGUCAGGAACAUGGCAUCAUUCCAGAGGAAAUGGAGUCCAUCUUGGGGAAACUGAGUCUCCAGAUUUUCCCGGAGGCUCAGCCACUCUAGCCUCAGGUUUCCUUCCCAGGGGUGGCAUCUGGGCUGUGCUGUGCUGGAGAGGAGGGAUUGCAGGGAUGGAUGGGGUUGGGGCUGGCUGGGGUGGCUGGUGUCCUGAGUUGAUGCAGGUGGAGUCUGUGUGUCUCCAAUGAAGUAUGUGCUGGUUGUGUGCUGCCUUCUUUCCUGGGGUCAAAGGUGUGGGGAAGGGGCAGGGGAGAGGGAGUCUGAGGAAAUCAGCAGGGGUGAUGGGAGCCCAGCCAGAAUGAGCUGCUGGGAACUGCCCACCAUGUAUGCACUUGCCUCCCUCUCAUCUGGCACCUUUGUUAAUUUUCAAACACUUCCUAAUGGCUGUUCCUCAAUUCCUGUUGAUCUCAGUGUGCAAUAGCUGAGGUGUGUGCAUGUGUGUGCAUGUGCUGAAAUUGUUUACAUCAGUGAGACAAACCUCCCUUGUGAUGUCCACACCCAACACAGAAGGAAGCCGAGAUCCCAGGAAUUUGGAAUAGCAGGUACACAUCUCAGAUGUGCAAGAAAUAUCACAACAAUAUAACUUCUAUUUUGAGCCCCUAUUUUUCCUGAGUGCCAGAAAAGAUUAUUGGUCAAUUCAGGGUUUCUUCUCUUUCCACAAGGGUCAUAGCUGAGUUCUGAGGGUCUUACAUGAUGCCAGGAUGUUAAGGGAGUGUUCUCUAUGGUCACCAGUGUCCAUACUUCAUUUGUCCCCUGAGACUUCCAUCUUCCACCUGGUCCCCAGUCAGAGGUCCCAACAGCUCAUCUGGGGUACAGGGAGGUUUCUUGUUUCCAUCUGCACAAGCCUUUCAGUCCUGAGGUUCUCUCCGCAUCUGUCCACAUGCAAAGACCCAUGAGUUUGUCUGAGGCCUUGGCUACCCAGACACACCUUGAAGCCAUUUCUACUCUGGGGUUCUGUUCUGGGUUUUACUUGACAGACAAGGCAUGAGUUGCUCCAUCUGUUAAAUCCUGCAAAGCUAUCCAGGGCUCCUCCCUUUGGGUACCCUCUGUGCCAGUACUCUCACUACUUGCCUCCUCUCUCUUCCUCCCCCUUUUGUUAAUAUGAAUGUGAAAAAGCCUUACUUUCACUUGCCUUGUCUCCCAAAUCUUUUAUCUAUGCCUUAAGUCUUUUCUGUUCCCUUCAGGGCCUAGGCUUUUGAAGUGCAAAAGCCAGGAAAACAUCCUUUUGUUCUCUGUUUUCUGCAAUCACAUGUCUUCCUUGGGCCACUGGGCAGAGAAUGUUGUGGCCAACUGAAUGGUGAGAAGGAGUGAGGGGGUGUGGGCUGGGUGUCUGUUCCUAUCCCAGAAAUAUUAUUCCAUCACAUUAAGAUGUAUACAGCCAGGUCACUAGGAUGCUUGGACAUGAAUAGCUGGGAUUCAGGACAGGGUCAACAGAGCACAGAAGGCACUGAAGAGGGGAGACAGAGCUGGGACACACCCAGCGAGGAGGAGUCAGAAGGGGUUCCCUGGGGGGCGGUAUUUUAAUGAGGAUUAAAUAAGUUUCCAUAAUGCCAA
Messenger RNA from Lemur catta (Ring-tailed lemur), 4915 nucleotides. RefSeq names its product transmembrane protein 8B (gene TMEM8B). Gene Ontology annotation, cellular component: plasma membrane. The transcript has 13 exons. NCBI's taxonomy places the organism in Eukaryota, Metazoa, Chordata, Mammalia, Primates, Lemuridae. The coding region runs from base 221 to 3025 and encodes 934 amino acids. The record is from RefSeq and is a predicted model, not a curated record.